AUGUACAAGGUGCUGCGUUCCUAUUCGAAGAAAGCUGAACGUAAGCAUGAGCUUACUCGUUCGGCCGGAGAUAGCGCAGCCGGCGAUGCAGCAGCACUGCAGAAUAUGUCGUCAUCCUAUGCUGCAGCUGCUGAUGAUAUUCGCAACGGGCAAGUGGUACCGGUAGAUCGAAAUGGCCGUAUCGAAGCAGCCUGGGCCACUGGGCAGGCGUUUUCGGAGAGCUCAUCCUAUGAGGCACGAGAACAUUUCGAGCGCAAAGUACAACGGGUCAAGAAAACACGUGGCGAACGAGACAGCAGCCGAAAAUCGAAAAGGAGCAAAGUCUCUGAGGUACUGGCAAGCGCUGACGGAGUUUCGGCACGAGACGCUCUGUUGCAGUGGGCCCAGGAUGUCACUCGUGGCUAUCCCGGUGUCAAUGUACGGAAUUUCACAAGCAGCUGGCGGGAUGGCUUGGCUUUCAACGCUAUUUUGCAUCGCUAUCGACCAAACCUGAUUCAGUGGAGCAAAAUCAGUGAUGAAAGUGUAUCAGCUCGCGAUCGUCUGAACAAUGCAUUUGCUGCAGCAGAAAGCGAAUUUGGUGUAUCACGGCUGCUGGACGCUGAGGAUGUAGAUGUGGAUACGCCGGAUGAGAAGAGUAUCAUCACAUACGUUUCCUCGCUCUACAAUGCACUGCCACAUACCAGCGAACUCAGCAAAGUUCGUUUUGUUUUGUCUUUUCUGCAUUCACAGUGCUGCUUUUUCUGA
This is a messenger RNA of Gongylonema pulchrum, 744 nucleotides long. Lineage: Eukaryota; Metazoa; Nematoda; Chromadorea; Rhabditida; Gongylonematidae. The record is from the annotation of a GenBank genome assembly.